GGAGAAUGAACACUGGAGGCCGGAGACGAGGGGCCACGGCUCGGCGUGACGAGCUGCGAUGUGACAUCUGCUCGCGAGUCCAAACUGGGCGCGCACCGCAACUCGCACUCUCUCCUCCCUCCAUCUCUCCCUCCAUCUCGACUCUAUCCUUCUCUUGACACCUCUCGUCUCACUCGUCCACUCUCUCCUCCCGAAGCCUCCCUCUACGCCGGGCCCUCCGUGACUUUGAACUCUUUUUUUAUACAUUUUGUAUUCCUUUGCAUCGCGCCUUGAACCCAGCGGCGCUGGGACCCAGGAUCCCGUCCCUUCGGCCUCCGGUGCCGAGAGACCUGAGCUCGCCUCGGGACCCCCUUUAGAGGGACCCCCGUUGAAAGACCACCGCCACCUUGAGAAGAGCCGCGCUCCGCGGCGCCACCAGCACCACCCCCAGGUUGUAUCUCCUCUCGUGGUCGCCACCGAACUUCACGGCGCUCGCAGUGACCGGGGAGAGUUCCGCUGCUCGUGCCGCACGCACCAUGGCGCGGUUGAUGCUGCUGCUUCCCGUGUGGGCUGCCCUGGCUGCCCUGGCGUGCGGGGCAGCGGUGCAGCAGCAGGGCCCGCUGAGCUGCCCGGCCGCCUGCAACUGCACCAUGUCCACGUUCCACGCAGGCUCGGACGUGGAUUGCCGCGGCCGGGACCUCGCCGCGGUGCCCGGGGACCUCCCUCCCGACUCCUGGGUCCUCAAAAUGGGUUACAACAAGGUGCAGAAGCUGAGUGCCGAGGUAUUCGAAAAGAUCCCUGGGGUGGAGAGCAUGAACCUGGAGAACAAUGGCAUCUCCAGCUUCCACCUCAAGACCUUCUCCGACACCAAGAAGCUGCAGAUGCUCAACCUCUACGGUAACAGCCUGAGCCAGAUCCCGCCCAAGGCCUUCCAGAACCUCUACCGCCUCAAAUUCCUGCUGAUGGGCAAGAACCAGAUCGCCUCCCUCUCAUCGGACACCUUCCACGGCCUGAAGGAUCUGUCCGACCUGGACAUGCCUCUCAACAACCUCGCCGAGCUGCAGGGCUUCCUGUUCAAGCACGUGCCCUCCCUCAAGAUUCUCGACCUGGGCUUCAACAAGAUCCACAAAAUCUCGCCGAAAGCGUUCGUGGGCCUUCACACCUUGGACUUCCUCAAUUUGGACGGGAACCGCCUCAAGGAGGUGCCCGACGGCCUCUUCCAGCCCCUGCAGAAGCUGGAGAUGCUGGUGCUGAGCAACAACGAUCUGGCGAGCGUGGCGGCCGCGACCUUCGUGGGCCUGCAGGGCCUGAGGCAGCUCUACCUGAGCGGGAACCGCCUGGCCUCCGUUCCGCGCGACGCCUUCAAGCACAUCCCCAAGCUCACGCAUCUCACGCUCAACAACAACAAACAUCUGCGCUCGCUCGACGGUGGAGCCAUCUCGCGUCUCAGAGACCUGAGCGUGCUCUACCUGCACGGCAACCCGUGGGCGUGCGACUGCAAGCUGGCGCCGCUGGUCAAGUGGCUCAGCCGGGCCCAGGUGGAGCUCUUCCCCGAGGACUCGGGCUCCUGCUCCAGCCCCGCGGCGCUCAACGGGACCCGCCUCGACGGCGUCGCGUCCGCCAAGCUCUGCUAGAGACGACGGGAGCCUCGCGCGGGCCACCGGGGACCUUCACUAAUGUGGGGGUCAUCUCCGCCGUGAUGGGGCGCACCCCCCUGCUGGAGGGGGGUGCAGUUCGCACGCGUGCACUGCUCUUGGGACUUAGCGGGCCUCGCGUGUCUGGGACUCGAGGAUUCAGAUCCCGUCCGGUCUCUGGCCCAGGGAUUACAUUGUUUCAUGAAAUAUUUUCCGCAGCUUCAAAGCCCCCAACAGCAUGGGGCAGGGAAACUAUAUAUACACGUUAUGGAGCUCAGCCAAUGAGAGUUCCGGCUAAUAUUAAGCCCUAGUUUGACCUCGUGGCGGUGGUGAUUACAUAUAGAGUCGAGCCCCAGUUAUUCACUCGCUCGGGGAAGAGGUGGGGGGGGGGGGGCUGCAGCUGUUCCCCAACUAUUAAACUGGGUGGGGGGGGGUGGGGGGGCAAAACCACAAGCAGGACCGGGUUCAGGUGUCUUUACCCCCCCCCCCCCAUGCCCCCACACGCCUUCAUCAUCUCCUUACCCAUACAUACAAAGAUCUCCCGUGCAGCAUGAAUCGGCUGUUGGGGGGAAAGUGCUGUUAGCGAGUCGCACCUACGAAGACCGGCACGGCGCACGAGGAUUUGGGUUGGCCAGCGCCAUGCCCGGCCGCCGUCGCCUUUGUUUCUCCAGUGGCGAUGUUUGCACACCGCACCGGGAGUUUUUCCAUAGCUGCCAACCCAUAGGUUUACCCCGUAUUAUUGUACAGGGAAAUUGAGUUUUCACGUCUAUAUGGCGUAUAGCCGUUUCAAUGCGGGCAAAAAAUGCGUUGUCUAUUUGUUUGCGUUUCUCCCUUGUGAUGAGACUUUUUAGGAUGCACGUUGAGAUGUAUAAGGGGCACGGGGUGACCAAUAAGAUCUGAAUGUGUCUGUAAUAAGGGAGGCCCUGAUAAGGGGUUGACAGGUUUGGGUUUUGAGCUCCGGUCAAGUGCAUCUUUAUCCCCCCCCCCCCCCCCCCACCGCUAAAAGAUCUCACCCCGCACAUAACCAACUCGCCGUCCCCAACUCCUCAUGUCCCACUCGUCCACCCCAAACCCCGGGUGCCAACGCCUUCAAUUUCGGCCUCUCGGAUGUGACCCCCCCCGCCCGCCCCCGGGGGGUUCCAUGGUUCCAUGGGCCGCGUUCGAGCCCUGGUCCCUGGUUCUC
Messenger RNA from Lethenteron reissneri (Far Eastern brook lamprey), 2796 nucleotides. RefSeq names its product insulin-like growth factor-binding protein complex acid labile subunit. The record is from RefSeq and is a predicted model, not a curated record. NCBI's taxonomy places the organism in Eukaryota, Metazoa, Chordata, Hyperoartia, Petromyzontiformes, Petromyzontidae. Gene Ontology annotation, cellular component: plasma membrane. Gene Ontology annotation, molecular function: protein binding.